CACCAUUUUUGUUCCCCCGUGUCCUGCGCUCUUUUGCUUUCACUCCAAAUGCGCAUGCGUCGGCGUGCACCGGCUUCCUUUCCUAUCGAGUCACGACAAUUCGUGCUUCUUAAAUACAUUUAAGACUCCAGUCUCGGUUCAUCAUGGACUGCUGCACGCCCCAGCCUCCACGACGCCACAACCCGGUGGACAGCAUCUGCCGCAAACUGCAGACCAUCCAGUGGCGCGGUGACCGGGAGCCCAAUUCGCCCUUCCAGAUCCCCAAGCUCUCCUCCAGCAGUUACGACAGCCCCCAAUGCGGCCUCGGGCUCACCCUUGGCGCCAUCUUGAAGAGAGGGCCCCAGGAACGAAAGGAGCGAGGCGACAGAAAGCCGGACUGUGCGCCUUCCCAGAAGAGCAACAUGGGCCCGUCCGUCCUGCCGUCCGCUUCGGGCAACACCCCGACCCCAGCGAACAUCACGUACACCAUCUCGAGUAACCUCGGGGAGAGGAGAGGUGUCGAUCGAAGCGAUCUGAAACAAUUUAAAACCUGGCAGAGUUACUCCUCCACCCCCACGAGCCAGCCCAAAGACUCCCCGUACUUCACGUUCACACGAGGCGGACCCGAGCCGACGCAUCCUGAGAGCAGAAGCGGGCCGAGCGGGAGCCCCGUGCGCUCUCGCGCCUUCACCCCGAUCGGCAGCACCGUCUCUUACAACCUCAACUUCAACUUCUCUGCCGGCACGGGGGGCUCCGCGGAGGGGGAGCCGCCGUGCCCGGCUCUGGUUGUCAAAAGACUGUCGCCGGGAGAUGGAGGGAACACGCCGGACUGCGAGAGCAACAACAUGGCUGAAGUCAGCCUCAUCUGCGAGGAGAAUCUCCUCGACACCAUCUUCCACGCUUGCGACACGCAGCGCCGAGGCAAGGUCUACGUGUCUCACAUUGUGGACUACUUGCGGCACACGACCAGCCGCGCCCCGGAGGACAGCGGCCUGGAGGAGCUCUGCAACAUGCUGGACCCCGAGCGCAAAGACGUCUCCAUCGACCUGGACACUUACCACGCCGUCAUGAAGGAGUGGAUUGAAGACUGCCGCAGCAACGGGGAAGAGUCGCAAGGAUGCGUGUGCCAGGACUCGGUUAAACUAAGAGACUGCCUUUCAGUCAGGAGGUCCAUGUUGCUUAACAUGACCUCGGGAAGCUUGGAGGGCUUUGGAGGGGACGUGUCGAAAGCAGAAUUCGAAACGUCAGAGCUGGUGAACUGCCUUGCCGACCUCCAGAUGAGCAACCAAAAGCUCCAGGAGGAAGUGAAGAAGCUGAAACAAGCGAUGGAAGGAAUGGAAGAGGGCAACCAGAAGCUGGCCGACGAGAACGAGGAGCUGCGCAGCCAGACCAGAGCUCACCUGCAGCUGCUCCACAAAGAGAAGAUGCUGCACGACGAAGUGGAAGAAAUGAAGGCCACGCUGAGCUGCACGGAGGAAGGAAGAGCUCGCGCCUCCGCGCGCAGCAAACACGUGGAGAAGGAAAACCAAAAUCUCAAGGCCAAGAUUGCUUCUCUUGAGGACGAGAACUUCAAAGUCAACCUGGAGAUGGACGAGCUUCAGAAGAGAAUUGCGGAGCUGUGUGACAUCAACGCUGACCUUCAGGUGCAGAUUCACUCUUUCGAUACCGUCCUCACUGAAAAGGAAUCGCUCAUACAAGAGAGGAGCAGACAGAUUGACGAGCUAAAGACGACUGUGGAAGAAUACUCCUCCAUUACGGAGUUACUCAGGGCUGACAAGAGCAAACUGGAGAACCACAUGCAAAUGUUUCAUCCAGACCUUUCUGGCGCUGGAGUGUCUCUUUCGGUCGCCUACAGGUUGAACCAGAGCACUUCGGGAUCCCUGCAAUCAGAACUGGCCCUGGCUCAGUCACCACCUGAACCCGUGCAUAGGGUUGAGCCUUUGGCCAUCAAUGUGUGUUCCACCUCACCACUGGAUGAGACUCUGGACCGAGAGGUGCUGCUGAUGAUGCAUGGACCGAGCCCAGAACUCAUGGCUCAGGAGUUCAAGAAACUCCUGAACAGAAUGAAGUCUGAUUUCAGAAACGAAACCACCACCGUCCUGUCUACAAUGAAAACGUUACUAGAUGACCACUCAAAACCCGAGCUCGACGCCGACACCAGUCUUGAGGCGGUGCAGGCCGCGCUGGACGCGACAAGAGAAGACUGGGCCCUUAGCCUGGACCAGCUAGCCCAGUACACCGACUCCAUCGAGAAGGAACUGGUUAAAAUGGCCAGUAAUAUGAGGAGGUCCCGGACUGAGAUCUUGCACCUGUCAGUCAGGGUGCAGGAUCAAGAGAACCAGAAGCGGCAGCUCUGUGAGGAACUAGAGCAGCUCAAGACUCCUCAAGACAGCAGAGAAGCCUCGUGCCAGACACCAGCACCAGAAGAAGAGACUGGAGAUGACCUGGAAUGGGAUGAGGAAUGCGCCCUUCAAGACUUCCUGAAAAGCGAAACGGCGGGGAGCAACUGCCCAGGGCAGGACGGGCUGACGGAGUCCCCACAGACGCAGGACGGGGACGAGAGGUGGACGGUGGUGAACGGCACGGGCGAGGGAGAAGUGAGGGACACGUCCACUCCCGUGUCGGCCAAGCCCGAAGAUUCCCAGGACGGACCGUGGACAGGCCAAGAAUCUCUGGAGCCGCAGGUGAACCUCCGUUGUUUGCAGAACGAGGCAGUUGUACCGUCGGACGCCCACUCACAAGCUGCCAGCCCCGAGCGCCCAGCGGCGGACGCCUCGCUUGAUCCGUCCCACUCAGACAGCCGCGAGACACAUGAGACCACAGAGUCUGAGUCCUUGUCUGAUCGGGAUCCAACCACGAUGUCCACUCCAACCAACAAUGCACCAGCCGACGAGGUCGCUCCUCCGAAUGAGAGCAUCUCACUGACCGGCGAGGACCGCCAGGCGGACGACAAAGAGGGCGACGCGAGCGGCACGGCGAGCCUGAUUCUGGACCAGUCUGGAUCGAGAUCAGCAGCACAGGACGCCACUAGUCUGCUUCCCGUCUUGGUUGAGGAGGAGGAGAGCGCUACCACAGAGGCCGACAUGGCAGGGACGGAGCAGCCCGGCGGUGUCGUCGCAACCACCUUGAGCGACUGUCAGCAGUCAAGCGUGACCUUGGCACAGAACGGCCAAUCAGAGAGUCGCGCGGCGUCUGAUCCAAAUCAAUUGCAGAACAAAAAAGACUCCAAUGGGAUCAAUAAGAAAGAACUGGAGUCACAAGGCACGGAAACCACUGAAGCACCAAAGGUGGAGGAGGCCCAACCUGAGACUUGUGCAACCACUGAGAAAAAACCUGAGCCAUCUACCAUCUCUGACCACAAUGAUAGAGAAGAUAAGAACAGUAGCCUAUCAGCUAACGACAAGGAGAUCGAGACGGAGUUCCAGCGUCUAGCGCUGGGUUUCAAGUGCGACAUGUUUACCUUGGAGAAGAGGCUGCGGCUGGAGGAGCGGUCGCGCGACCUCGCCGAGGAGAACGUCCGCAGGGAGGUGUCCAGCUGCCAGGGCCUGCUGCAGGCUCUGACUCCUCUAUGCGAGGAUGACAACCAGUCAAUGGAGAUCAUCCACAGGCUCCAGAAGAAUCUGGAUAUCCUCAUCCAGUCCAUGACCCGGGUGUCAAGUCGCUCCGAGAUGCUCGGAGCCAUCCAUCAGGAAAGCCGCAUCGGUAAGGCGGUGGAGGUUAUGAUUCAGCACGUGGAGAACCUGAGGAGGGUGUACACCAAGGAGCACGCCGAGCUGCUGGAGCUCCGGGAGACGCUCAUGCAGAACGAGAGGUCGUUUGGCUCGCACUCCGACAGAGAUGAAUUCCGUGGCAAGAAGCCAUCCACGUCGCAAUACUACAAGUCAUCAGCCCGGCGGGUUAGCAUAGCAGCAAUCCCACGCUCUGGCGGAGGCAACAUACACUAUGACAUGACCAAACAACACAACGGUGCGGAAAGUGAAGCCGAAAGACUCAACAGGAGAUCUCCGUGGAACGUGGCGGGGAAGAACACGGCACGCCCCCCACUUAAACGCUUUGUUAGCUCCGCCGCCUGGGUUGACACUGAAGAGUCCUCGGUCGUGAUGAAGGGGACGCCCCGCCACAACUCGGACCCCCAGCCGGCCGACGAGCCGGAGGAGCCCGUGCCGGAGAGGAGGCGGUCCAGUCUCAGUGAGCUGGGCAGCAAGCUCACCUCCCUCAUUCUGCCUCUCAAGACGAGUCAGGAUGAGCUCUUCGUCAUGCUUCCGAGCUUCUCAUCCAGCCCGGCGUCUUCCGACCAAGGACUGUCCCAGUCUUUGUCCCAUAGCUUGACAUCCACACGGUCAACGGCGGCCGCGGUGGCUCGAGGCGGCAGGGCGCUCUGGCUUUGGUUGGCCAUGGUGCUGCUCCUUGCAGGUCUCCUGGCCCUGUUGGCCAGCCUUGUGAUGCAGCCAGCUGUGGACGCUGCCCCGGUAGGCACCGGAGACUCCUGGAUGACCAUCCAGCAGCUGCUCUGGCCUUACACGGGCCUGCGGCACAACGGACAGCCCCCGGUUUAGCUCCCAAUUUUGGACCUGGGGUUAAGAUGGUGCUACAGCCGUCGGCCUUCUCCGGAUUUGCCCGUGCGCUUAGGAAGGCUGGUGAGCCACACUGAGGUGGGAAGGGGGAAGGGGGGGACUGUCAAAAUUCCUCAGCCAGACUUGGAGGAGUGUUUCGCCCCGACUGUGAAAAUUUCACCCAUCACGUUUGCCGAGCUGGUCUGGGUCUCCGCAUAAAUUCGACUGUGGGACUAACUCCAUUUCGCGGCUGGGAGGGGGGCGUGCUUCGCUUUCAAUCAGUACUUGCCUGCGACCUGGAUCCUUAAAGCUUCCAUGUUUUGAAUGCACCUCCUCUGAACCUUCCCACAAUGCAUUGUUCACAAACCGCUUUUUAAACCCAUUUAAUGCACUUGAAGGUCACCGUUUUAUUUAUGCCCUUGCCAGGUGUUUUAUAACUUUUUAAAGCGGAUCACCGCUGGUCAUAAAACAUUGAAGUGUUUUUAAAACUAUAUUUAUGACGACUUUUUGAGAGUGCUAUAUGAAUUUAACUGUGACAGUCUUGACACCAAAGUUAUUCUUCUCCCCCUUUUUGCUGUGGUUGUCACCGGAUUGAAAUCUUUUUGUAUGCUGCAAAGAUGUUUUGAAAUUUUGCAUAAAUAAAG
Molecule: messenger RNA, 5176 nt
Organism: Syngnathoides biaculeatus (alligator pipefish)
Lineage: Eukaryota; Metazoa; Chordata; Actinopteri; Syngnathiformes; Syngnathidae
Gene: lrmp
Product: lymphoid-restricted membrane protein
Exons: 40
Coding region: 144-4535 (1463 amino acids)
Cellular component (GO): endoplasmic reticulum membrane
Source: RefSeq, a predicted model, not a curated record